GUGGACAUCUUCCUUAGCCACCUCUCCCUGGCAGACCUGGGCUUCACUUCGGCCAUGGUGCCCAAGCUGCUGGCUGGCACGUUGACAGGGGAGCAGGGCAUCUCCUACAUCGGCUGCCUGACCCAGAUGUAUUUCUUCAUCGCCGACAGCUUCCUGCUGGCCGCAAUGGCGCUGGACCACUACGUGGCCAUCUGCCGCCCACUGCACUACCCCGCCGUGAUGAGCCCCGGGCGCUGCCUCCUGCUGGAGGCCACCUCCUGGCUGAGCUCCCACCUCUACUCCUUGCUGCACACCCUGCGCUCCUGCCUUCCCUUCUGCGCCUCCAACAGGAUCCCCCACUUCUUCUGCGACAUCUUCCCCCUGCUGAACCUCUCUUGCUCCGACACCUGGCUCAGUGCCCUGGUGUUGCACACCAAGGGGGCCCUGGUGGUCAACGUGGUGCUGGUUUUCAUCCUCCUCUCCUAUGAAGCCAUUGUGUCUGCCGUCCUCAAGGUCCCUUUGGCUGCCGGCCAGCGCAAGGCCUUCUUGACCAGUGGCUCCCACCUGGCUGUCAUAGCAGUCUUCUACGGCACUGUCAUCUGGGUCUACUUCCAGCCCUUGUCCAGCUUCUCUGCCGAAAAGGAUGCUCUGGCAGCUGUCAUAUACACUGUGGUCACCCCUAUGCUCAACCCCUUCAUCUACACCCUGAGGAAUGACGAGAUGAAGGGGGCUCUGAGAAAAGUCAUCAGUUGGAUAGUGGCCUCUCUGGGAAUGUAG
Messenger RNA from Dermochelys coriacea (leatherback sea turtle), 756 nucleotides. Its product is annotated as olfactory receptor 1G1-like. Gene Ontology annotation, cellular component: membrane. Gene Ontology annotation, molecular function: olfactory receptor activity. Lineage: Eukaryota; Metazoa; Chordata; Testudines; Dermochelyidae. The record is from RefSeq and is a predicted model, not a curated record. Gene Ontology annotation, biological process: G protein-coupled receptor signaling pathway.